Messenger RNA from Ipomoea triloba (trilobed morning glory), 958 nucleotides. Its product is annotated as WEB family protein At1g75720-like. The record is from RefSeq and is a predicted model, not a curated record. Lineage: Eukaryota; Viridiplantae; Streptophyta; Magnoliopsida; Solanales; Convolvulaceae. The transcript is spliced from 2 exons. The coding region runs from base 117 to 707 and encodes 196 amino acids.
AACCCCAUUCCACUACCGCCCACUCUAUCACAGUAUAAGUUACGGCUAUAUGAUCGACAAAUAAUUCAAAUCAUUUCUGUAUAGAUAGUUGCGGUAGACGAAGACUUACCAGGUCUAUGGAAGGCGGUGGAUUGAGGACGAUGAGCAAGGCGGAGAUCGAUACAAGCGCCCCGUUCCGGUCGGUGAAGGAGGCGGUGAUGCUGUUCGGCGAGAGAGUUCUCGCCGGUGAAGUCUAUUCCAACAAGCUUCAAGAGAUGCAAGACGGAUCGUCGAGUGAAAACGACGGCGUUCCAUCAAGGCUGAGCAGCGUGACUGCGGAGCUAGAGGAGACAAAGCAAAGCCUGCAAAAGGCACAAGAGGAAAGCCUGGUAAUGGCGACGUGCCUGUCCUCUUUGCAGGAAGAGCUCCGGCGAACCAAGUCGGAGCUCCGGCAACUGAAACAACAUUCCGGAAAACAGGGCGAGGAGGAUUCCGAGAUUGAAGACCUAAAGUUCAUCGAGGACACCGAAGUGAAACAUGAAAACGUCGUGGAGUUCCAGAAGAAGAGAUACGUGACUUUCGCGAACCCGCCGGCUUAUUCUCGCCACGUCAUGGCGCCGCCGUCGAGCGAUGACGUCGUGCUGGAGCGGCACCCUUCCCUCAAGAAGAAGAAGAAGAAGCCAUUGAUCCCGCUUAUCGGGUUUUUCUCCAGGAAGAAGACUACUUAGAGAGCUUGAGAACGUAGUCUUGAGUCUUUUCACUGUUCUGACACUAUAUACUGUGCAAGUACGGCAUGCAUACAUGAUUACAUGAGAGCCUAUAUAUACACUUUUCAUAGUUAAUAAUGUGGUUUGGUUUUGAUCAAAUGUCAAUUUUAUAAAAUAGUGGCUUAAUUAGAGUGACGGCACAUAUAUAUGAGUGAGAUGUCUGUUUACUUUUUGGAUAAAUGCUUAAAUAUAAUGAAAUAUACUUUGGACAA